AGGAGCUGUACUACUAUGUUGUAGCCUCCACUCAUUCAGGGACACCGUUUUUUCUAACCUUAGUACUAGGUUGAUGAACGUUGAUAAUGUUGAUAUACGUACCAAUAACAUUACUUUCCUCCUUCAAACAAACGUACUUUUUUCCUGUGACAUUUUAUUUUGAAAGCUAGAUCAACCGGAAACGAGAGUCCUUAUUGACUUUAGGUUCAACUGAGCUCAACCCGCUGAAAUUCAAAGUUUGACGGGAAAGGGAGCGGUGUCAAAAUACUACGCAACUCUCACGCUGUUAAUAUGGAUGUGAACGACAGCACUGGGACAUCGGGUCCCUUAAAGAGACAAAGAGAACCAUUCUCCGAUAUCGAGGAAAAUGUGCCCAUAUCUGAAGGGAAAGAUGAGCAGAAACGAAGACGCCUGGAGUCGUCCAGCCAGGAAAACUGGAGUCCCAAGCCAUCAUCUCUGGGCCGGUCCCUGGAAAUGGAGAUCAAACCAGACACCCCUGCUAUACCGUCUGUCCGGCAGCUCAUCCAAAGGCGUGAAGGCAUGCCCCCGCUGGCCCAGAGGUUCCUGUCUGAUCCUGGGUACCAGCUGCCGUCCUUUGCCCUCCUCACUGGCAGGGAGGAGUUACAGGCGACCGGCAGCCACCACUCCGUCCCAAGGCCAUCUAACUGCCCCCGCAACCGAUCCAGUCUUCAGGAAGACUGCGAGGCUGGGACCAGUCAGGUGAAUGACGGCAGCUUCACUGCAGUGGCUGUCCCUGAUGGAGUGGAGGAUGGAAGCCUGGACCACACAGGCAGGAAGGACCAGUCCGUCUCAAGGCCAUCUAACAGCUGCCCCCGUAACCGAUCCAGCCUCGUCAUUGACAUGCAUCAGAAACUGCAGAGCAGCGUGACUCCCAGCUCCAAGCAAGCCUUUCGCAUACGCCAGGAGAGGGAGGAGGAGCUCCGCCUCCUAAGGUCUCAGCCAAUCAGUGAUAAUGCCUGGCUGAAGAGAAGCUACUCUGACUCCUCUCUAGCUAAGGAAGACUGCAAGGCUGGGACCAGUCAGGUGAAUGACGGCAGCUUCACUGCAGUGGCUGUCCCUGAUGGAGUGGAGGAUGGAAGCCUGGACCACACAGAUUUCAGCUCCCCCGAUGAGACCCACACGGCGGAGAUGAUCGACCAGAUGUUCGAGGAGGUGCUGGAGAUGGCCACAGACGGCUGUCAGGAGGAUCACGACAGCGGCAUAGCAGCCGGCUCUACAGAGAAGGACGCGAGGGAACCCCUGGCUGAGGAGGAGGAGAGGAGCGAGGAGGAGAGCGAGGGAGAGGCGGAGAGACGGGAUGUGGACACCAGUGGAGACGAGCUGACCUUCCCUCCUAGUGGGAUCCUCUCACCCCUCGGCAAGUCUGUGGAGGCUGUGGUCACUCCCAUGAGACUGGCUGCCAGCCAGCUGUCCAAUCCCGCCUCGCUGCUGUUGACCCCUAGGGAGCAGGCCGCCCCACCUCCAGAUGCUGCUCCUCUCUACAGCAUCGACGCCUACCGCACCCAGAGUCAGAGCGCCAAGCCGGACAUUGUAGUUGUGACUCCAGGGGUACAGAGGCAGAACCCAGAAAAGACCCAGACCAAGCCAUCUAUCAACACUAAGGACAGAAUCCUGGCUCUAAACGAGGAGGCGGGGAAGUUGCAGACUGUGAUCAGCCAGACGCUGCAGGCUCUGGGCUGCUGUACGGACGAGGUGCACGGGAGGGGCUCCCUGGAGGAAGCAGAGGCCGAGAAGCUUCUACUGGUCUCCUGUGAGAAGAGGACAGCUCUCCUGGCGGAGGUGGCUCGACUGAAGCAGUCGAGUCCUGAGGCGUCCAGGGCCGGAGGUGGUGAUGUGGACUCCAUUACCCAGGUGCCCUGUAGGGGCACGGUCGGCAUCAGCAGCGUCCAGCUCCCCCUCAAGGUGGAGUUUGUGUGCUCCGCCCGGAACCGCCCAGGCCGGCCCAGCCAUUUCUUCUUAGUCCUGAUUCGCUAUGGAGCCUGUGACAUCGUUGCAACACCAUUGGCCACAGCAGCUGAUGCCAUGAACGGUGACACCAUCUCCUUCCCCACCUCCAUCACCCUGAAGGACAUUCGCUCAAACUUUGAGAUCGAUGUGGAAGUCUACAGCCUGUCUCAUACAUCUGGGAACGCCUGCACCGUGGAGCGAAGCACCGCCAAGUCACGAGUCACCCCGAGGAAGUUACUGAACACCUUCUCGAAGUCCAUCCACAGCGGGCCAUCCUCUGGCCUGCCCACCAGGAGCACUCGACGCUCCAGUAACUUCAGUCUGGUUGGCUCCCACAAGAUCACCCUGGACUCUCUGGGCCAGAACAAGUUCCCCCUGGACAAGAUUAAGUUUGAAGGCAAAAUCCGGAAUCCAGCACGCAGCCCCCUGGACAACAGAUAG
Hypomesus transpacificus is the source of this 2409-nucleotide messenger RNA. RefSeq lists its product as uncharacterized. Gene Ontology annotation, cellular component: actomyosin contractile ring. NCBI's taxonomy places the organism in Eukaryota, Metazoa, Chordata, Actinopteri, Osmeriformes, Osmeridae. The transcript is spliced from 22 exons. Gene Ontology annotation, biological process: mitotic cytokinesis; actomyosin contractile ring assembly; septin ring organization. Bases 292 to 2409 code for a protein of 705 amino acids. The record is from RefSeq and is a predicted model, not a curated record.